UUACGAAUGACAUUUGACAGCAUGGCUGCCACGGCUUUGGAUUCCGAAAUCAUGAAAAGUGAUAAAUAUUCGAUAUUAUUGCCCACAUACAAUGAGAGAGAAAACUUGCCCAUAAUAAUAUGGCUUAUUAUGAAAUAUCUGGAGAAAAGUGGCUACGAUUUUGAAGUGAUAAUAAUUGAUGAUGGAAGUCCCGACGGUACACUGGACGUGGCGAAACAGCUUCAAAAGCUGUAUGGAUCCAGUAAAAUUGUUUUGCGCCCGCGGGAGAAGAAACUAGGUUUAGGCACAGCGUACAUGCACGGAAUAAAACACGCCACGGGCAACUUUAUCAUCAUUAUGGACGCUGACCUUAGUCACCACCCUAAAUUCAUUCCCAAGAUGAUAGAACUCCAAUGGAAGCAGGACUUUGAUGUGGUUUCCGGAACUCGUUACAAGGACGGUGGUGGAGUCUACGGCUGGGACUUCAAGCGCAAGCUCAUCUCCCGCGGUGCCAACUUUGUCACACAGAUGCUGCUGCGACCUGGGGCUUCUGACUUGACAGGGUCGUUUAGAUUGUACAAAAAGGACAUCUUGCAGAAGCUCAUAGACAGCUGUGUGUCUAAGGGCUAUGUGUUCCAAAUGGAAAUGAUUAUCAGAGCACGCCAACUAGACUACACCAUCGGCGAGGUGCCCAUAACGUUCGUGGACCGCGUGUAUGGAGAGUCGAAGCUCGGAGGCUCCGAAAUAGUGCAGUUUGCUAAGGCUCUACUUUACCUGUUCGCUACCACGUGAUCUUGCUGUGGGGGGAAGGGAGGGGAAGCGAGGGUGUUCGUUUGGAACAAAACUAAUAGUUAUCAACAGGGAUCGGAUACCGGUAUUUCGUAUGGGUACGAAAACGGUAUAAAAAUACCGGUAAAAAAUUGUUCAUUGCUAAUUACUUCAUUUCUAAUUACGAAGUUGUUACCUAAAACACAACUGAGUCCUACAUUUCGAGAAUAAAAUAAUUCUAAAAAUAUGGUUAUUUCGACGUUUUUGCAAAAAACCGGUUCCGAUCCCUGGGUAUAAACAACUUAGGGUAGGUUGCACGUUGCACCAAAACGUCUGUCACCGUCAAUACGUUCGCUAAAUUAUUUUGUAAUAAGUUUUUUGGCAAUCAUUUCAUAUUUAGUACAAGCUUUUAUCGCUUGCUGUACUUUUCUUUCCACGGGCAACUAAUACACACCGAGACAAUUCUAACGACCACAAGUAUGAGCAAGUUCUUUGCCUUUGUAAAAAUUUCGCAACUUCGGAAAUUUUCCAGUGCCACAGGCACAUAACUCUGUAUCUUCAGGUAUUUAAAUAAAAGUAAACAAAACCUACCCUCAAAUGGCUCCUUAAGCCAGUUGAGGGUAGACGAAAACAUUACAUGAUCAAAUAAUGUACACUCGCGUGCAAAAGUAUUGCAUCACUUUGCAUUUUUUCAACUGCACCCAAUAUAUUUGUAAACUGGUUAAUUUAGCUAAAUUAUUUUAAUGUGAUCAUGUUUCUUGAAGUUUAAGCUUUAUGAAAAGUAAAAAAACAUGGAAACCGGGCCAGUAUUUUUCAAAUUAUCGGCUCUUUCCCGAUUUGUGAGCGGUUUCACGUUAUCACGCGCACGAGUUGCGUUACCCUUGACCCCUAUAAAACGGGGGAUAAAGAAGGGGUUGUUAUCAGUCACUUAUCAGAAGUUGAUCGUUAAAUAUCUCCGCAUAUUUUUCCGUGAAGAAGACCUGGAAAAAUGGAAACCACUGAAGCUGAAGUCCGCCAAAUCGUCCAGCCCCUGCAAGCGGAGCGUAGCCAACGUUCAGUAGCUGCCGAGCUGAAUUUAAGCCAAUCUGCAAUUUGCAGAGUUUAUCAGAGGUUCCAGGGGACUGGAUCCUUUACUUCAAGACCAAGAACGGGCCGUAGAAAGUGUACAUCAGAGAGGGACGACCGCUUCUUUGUCACAAUAUCUCUCCGAGAUCAACACCAGACAAGCAUUGCCAUCCAGCAGCGUCUGCGUGAGGUACCAGGAGUGGCUGCAAGUAAGUGGACAGUAAGAAGAAGACUUAAGAAAGCGAACUUGACACCCAGGAGGCCCGCAGCGGGGCCCAGAUUGCUGGCGCGACACCGUACAGCCUAAAGAGAGUUUGCUGAAAAUCGUAACGACUCGACCAUUGAACAAUGAACCCCAGUUCUCUCCUUGAACGAGUGCAGAAUGUGCUUAGAUGGACGCGACCGAAGAGGAAGAGUCUACAGAAGGCCAGAAGAACGGUUCGCUUCAUGUUUCUUUUCCGAAAGGGUCGCCUAUGGCGGUGGAUCCGUAAUGUUCUGGGGCGGCAUUUUCUACGACGGGCGGACAGCGAGCACAGAGCUGGUUUUCGUGCCUGGCGGGGGCCGUGACAGUGGAUUGACCGCUGCCAAGUAUAUCACUGACAUCCUGGAGGAACAUCCUUAUGCCGGUAUUUUAGAUGAGGGGUUCAUCCUAAUGCAGGAUAAUGCCCCGUGUCACACCGCUAGGGCCACCGCAGCCUACCUUCUCGAAGUGGGCAUCGACACCAUGGACUGGCCAGCGAUGAGCCCGGACCUUAACCCCAUUAAACACGUGUGGGACUACCUGAAAAGGAGGGUUCGGAAGCGGAGUCGUGCCCUGGUAAAUGUUGAGGAACUGAAGGCCGCCUUGCUGGAGGAGUGGGACGCUAUUGCUCAUCAUCACAUUAAAAAAUUAAUUGGUCUAUGAAAAACCGCCUGAUUUGUGUAAGGAGGGCUAUGGGUGGUAAUACCAAGUAUUAAUUUAAUAAUAAUUAUUUAUAUUGUAUUAAAAAAAUGACUUUUAUUCUCAACUUUCCUGAUUUAUUUUUGGAGCAUUAUGCGACUACUUUCAGUUUUCGGAUUUUUUUAAGUCUUCAGAUUCGAAAUUUCAAUUAAUUUUCCAUUUUUCUAAUGCGUUACAUUAUAAGUUUUCAGUUGAUACCAAAAUUGUCAGAAUCGGGUAUAGAAUUACAAAGAUAUUGGGUGCGGACGAAAAAAUGCAAAGUGAUGCAAUACUUUUGCACGCGAGUGUAGGUUAAAGUCAGGGCGUUCAGUGACUGAUCCAGGCGGUUUUGUAUUUGGCUGGUUAACCAAUAAAUGUUAUAACCCGAAAAUGUACAAAUUGUUUGUUUACUUUUAUUUAAAUACCUAAAGAUACAGAUUAUAGGUACAUACCAUACCUGCAACAUACAUCUACAUAUGGUCCAAAACAUGUGAAACUGAAACAUGUACUUAAAUCAAGUGUUCUAGAAACAUGAAAAUAAGCAAUCUUGUGUACGAUGAAAUAAUUUAUGUGCAUAAUUUUAAAUAUAAUUGGGUCGGUGACGUUAUUCACAUUCCAUAAGCUAAGGCCACGGCCGACGGGCGAGCGGUGAGCGGAGCGUGCAGCGGGCGAACGAGCGUUUUUUAUUAUUAUUAAAAAAUUAUCAUAAUGUACAUAGAUAUAGAAGUAUAUAAAUAAAGAUUUUGUUACUAUA
Cydia splendana is the source of this 3485-nucleotide messenger RNA. It is a transcript of the gene Dpm1, whose product is annotated as dolichol-phosphate mannosyltransferase subunit 1. The record is from RefSeq and is a predicted model, not a curated record. Gene Ontology annotation, cellular component: endoplasmic reticulum membrane. The transcript is spliced from 5 exons. Gene Ontology annotation, biological process: GPI anchor biosynthetic process; protein O-linked glycosylation via mannose; dolichol-linked oligosaccharide biosynthetic process. The coding region runs from base 7 to 771 and encodes 254 amino acids. Gene Ontology annotation, molecular function: dolichyl-phosphate beta-D-mannosyltransferase activity. Lineage: Eukaryota; Metazoa; Arthropoda; Insecta; Lepidoptera; Tortricidae.